UCCUCCUGAUUGCACAUGUAUUCACUUACAGGCGUGUCUGUCUUUGGUUUUAUAUGUGGCGUCUGUUGUAUUCUUCAGUAACCUCACUUGUGUGCUGCCUGCCUGUUUCUUGGAUUCAGUUUGCAAUUUUUUUCCAGCAUUUGGAUUUUGUUUGGACUCUGCAUAUUUGGAUUUUCCAACUUCCAAAAUAAAGCUAUCGUCGCAUCAACAACAGAGGGGGAAAAAAACGAGCCUUGACACGUAAUUCCUGACUCUACUUGGUUGGAUUAGCCAUCACUGAGAUAUCACUAUGUCAGAACAGACCACACUGUACAGUUACGAGGACUAUGAAAAUGGUAUAGGCGACUACGCUCCUACCAAUUUCAGUGAUGUACAGGUCUUCAGCCAAGUGUUUCUAUCCACUCUCUAUAGUUUGGUUUUUGCCUUGGGCUUCAUAGGUAACGGACUAGUGGUGUAUGUCGUGGUGAAGUACCGCAAUCAGAGCAACCUGACAGACAUCUGCCUCUUCAACCUGGCUCUCUCUGACCUCCUCUUCGUCUUCACGCUGCCGUUCUACUCUCACUAUGCCAGGGUCGGCCAGUGGACUUUUGGAGACUUCAUGUGCCGUUUGUUGUCCGGCUCUCACCAGACUGGCUUCUUCAGCAGCAUCUUCUUCAUGGUUGUCAUGACGCUGGACCGUUAUGUAAUCAUCGUGCACUCUCACAGGGUGGCACGUUAUCGUACAAUGAGGGCAGCCAUCAUUCUGACCGUGCUCGUUUGGACGCUGAGCUUGUUUGUAUCUCUGCCGGAUUUUAUCUUCACACAGGAAACAAAGGACGAGUCUCAGAAGUUUGGAUGUAACUAUCCCGAGGAGAAGAAAGUCUGGAAGCAUUACAACCUGUUCACCACAAAUGUGCUGGGUCUCGUGAUUCCCAUGCUGGUGAUGGUAGGUUGCUACUCCAGGAUCAUCCCCACACUGGUAAACAUGAGGACCGCAAAGAAGCACCGCAUUGUCAAGCUGAUCAUCUGCAUAGUGGUUGCAUUCUUCUUGCUCUGGGCUCCAUAUAACAUUUCCCGUUUCUUGAAGUUUCUUCAGGAAAAAGGAAAAAUCCUACGUGAUCCCAUCUGGUACAAAAAUGUAAGGCUGUCAGUGGUAGUAACUGAGGCGUUUGCUUACACUCACUGCUGUCUGAAUCCCAUCAUAUAUGCAUUUGUGGGACAGAAGUUUAUGAGAAGGGCCUUGAAGCUGCUGAAAAAUUUUGUGCCUGGCAUCAGGAAUCUUCCAGCCAGCUCAUUCAGGAGAAGCUCAGUUAUUUCCAAGUCCUCUGAAGUCACCUCCACUUAUAUCAUGUAGAAGGUGUAGGGAGGAUUGUUUGACAUGAAUGUUUCACCCUGUUAUUACUGCAGACCAUAUCUUAUUCAUGUUUCAGUGAUUUGUUUUGUUAAUUUGGUCACUCCCACUUGCCACAUAGCAGUUUUCUUCACCUGUGUCUCACCAUGUUGAAUUUUCAGUAUUGUUUUGACUGUAAGAUUUCAGAUUUAAAGGCUCAUUAUUUCUGAAAUGAUUGUAACCUGCUAGCACUGCUGUCUGCUUUACAGAUUGUCAAGUCCUUUCUAAACUAUGGAAUGAGGUUUUUUUUGCUGAUGGUGUAAAAUGAAACUAUUUUCUUCAUGCAUGUUUUUAUUCAACAGCUAUGUAGGAUAAACAUAUCGAAAAAGAAAACAAGGCAUAAUGGAACAUUUUAUACUUGUGUGCAUAAAGCGUUUCAUUCAAAUGUAUGCAAAUACAGUGCUAGGUGUUAAAAGUACAUUUUCACGUGUCUUCUGACAUAAUAUUGGGUAUUUGACAAAUGAUAAGGAACAACCUUUCCAGUGUGUAUUUUUGUGUCAAUUUUGUAUACGCAUGUACAGUAUGCUGUAUAGAGUUUUAUAUAUUAGAUUUUCUUUUUUUGUUUCAGUGAUUAUUGCAGGUAUUUCAAAGGUUAUACUAAAUAUAUAUAUUAUCUUACUUUAUUGUACACAUUUGUUAUGCUUUUUUUGGCUGCUGUUGUUUUUGAUUCCUUGGCUUUGCAAUUUCUUUACCAGUGAAAGUGAUUAUAUUCUGCAAUACUCAUCUCUCAUCCUGAUUUUACAUGGUAGUUUCCUUAAGACAGUCACUGAUAUGUAACUUCUGUCGGUGCUGUGCUUUUGGAAACCGAAUUUCCCAGAGGAACCCACCCGAGGGAUUAAUAAAGUUUUAUCUUAUCUCUUAUCUCUGAUAUUGCAUAUUUUGAGUAUAAUAGUGUGUAUUGAGCAUGAUCUCCUAUAUUUCCCUUUGUAACUGUAAAGAAAAAAUCCUUACAUGAAAAGUCAUGAAAAAAGAGAUUAUUAAAAAAAGACAAGAU
Maylandia zebra (zebra mbuna) is the source of this 2363-nucleotide messenger RNA. RefSeq names its product C-C chemokine receptor type 3. The record is from RefSeq and is a predicted model, not a curated record. NCBI's taxonomy places the organism in Eukaryota, Metazoa, Chordata, Actinopteri, Cichliformes, Cichlidae. Gene Ontology annotation, molecular function: C-C chemokine binding; C-C chemokine receptor activity. Gene Ontology annotation, cellular component: external side of plasma membrane; membrane. Gene Ontology annotation, biological process: cell chemotaxis; calcium-mediated signaling; positive regulation of cytosolic calcium ion concentration.